GAGCUGUCUCAGGAAGCCGUGAUCACCGCUCAAUGAAACCCCUUGAAACAAGUUUGGAUUCCAGCGACCGGAAUGUCAGAAAAAAGCAAACAACUCAAAAAGUAACGAUUAUAGUUCAAUUUACUCGAAGCAGAUACGAGAGAAUGAAAGGGCAAAGAUGAAAAGGCCGAUCUUAUCUCCACGCAGCAUGGAAUUACGUCAUUUACAACGAAAGAUGGGCAACAGACCUUGACAGACGAUCCCACUAAAAGCGGAUUUAUUUUGCAAACACCACAGUAGAUUAUCGACUUGCCUCCGAAUAGGUGCGGGUUGUUGAAAAAAUUUCCAGCCACAGGUAUCUUCUUCUGUGAUUCUACUGUUUGCAUAUCGCUAUUACAGUCAUGCCGCAGUUGAGUUUUGAGCAGUGUAACAUCGAAGAGAUAUGUACCUCUGUGGGAGGAAGUAAGAAGCUGCUGGAUGAACUUCGAGGAAAAUUAAGGGAGUGGUUAAAACUGCAGCCGCAUCUUCCUCAUGAUGCCGAAGACGAAAGAUUGGACUGGUUUCUUCUGUGUACUAAAUUGAGCUUGGAGCUAGCAAAGCAAAAACUGGAUGCUUAUUAUACAAUAAGAAGGUUUAUACCUGAAUUUUUCAGGAACAGAGAUCCAUGCGCACCGAGCAUGAAUAAUUUACACGACGUAAUGCAAUUCGUGCUUCUUCCGAAAUCGAAUGCUGGAAACGACAGAACUUGCAUUAUACGAUUUAUUUCGGAUGAUGCAAAUAUAUUUCGCGUUGAGGAGGUAUGCAGGUACUUAUUUAUGAUAAAUGAAAUUCAGAUGGUCGAGGGCCACAACAGCGGAUAUAAUUUGAUACUCGAUUUGUCGAUGAUGAGCGCAGGGCAGCUCGUGGGAAUGACACCAAGUUUCAUAAAAAAAUGUGAUGUUUCAGCCUCGGCUCACGCAAUAAGGCUGAAAGGAAUCCACAUCCUCAAUGCUUUUUCUCUCGUGAAUUCUGUGGUCACAAUGGUCAAAUCAAUUCUGAAGCCCAAACUCGCUAAAAGGAUUCACGUUCACGCUAAUGGAAAUUUCGAAAAAUUCCAUCAGUUUGUACCCAAAUCUGUACUACCCAAGGAAUACGGUGGCACUUAUUCGAACAUGGAUGACCUUGAUGUCUUAUUGCGCAAGAAACUGGAGUCCUGGCGGGAUUGGUACUUGGAACAAGACGAUGUUCUGGUAGACGAAAGCCUCCGCCCUGGACCAGUCGUUAACGGAGACAGUCCCUUUGGAUUUUCUGGAAGUUUUCGAAAGUUGGAUGUUGACUACCGUCGUUUGUAUAUCGGUAUUGCAGUGAUGUCGACGUUGAGUUUAGAAAAAUGUAGCGUUGAAGAGUUGUGUUCCUUUGUGGGAGGAAGUAAGCAAUUACUGGAUGAACUUCGAGAAAAAUUGAGGGAGUGGUUAAAACUGCAGCCGCAUCUUCCUCAGGGUGCCGAAGACGAAAGAUUGGAGUGGUUUCUUCUCGGUAAUAAGUUGAGCUUGGAGCUAGCGAAGCAGAAGCUGGAUACUUACUACACGAUAAGAGGGCUCAUACCGGAAAUCUUCGCGGACAGAGAUCCCAUUUCACGUCCCUUAACUCUUGUACACGACGUAAUGCAAAUCGUGAUUCUUCCCAAACUAACACCUGAGAAGUACAGAACUUACAUUCUUCGGGUCAUUUCAGGUGAUACGAGCAUUGCCAGUAUUCAAGAUUUGUACAAGUAUGUCUUUAUGGGAAAUGAAAUGCGAAUGAUCCAUGACCGCAGUAACGGCGAUAAUCUAAUAUACGAUUUGUCGAUGAUGAGCUUGGGUCAGCUUGUGACAGUGACGCCUACAUUUUUAAAAAAAUGUGAAGUGACAGCGUCGGCUCACGCGCUGAAACUGAAGGGCAUUCACUUCCUGAACACUUCCCCCUUCGUCGGUAGGAUGGUUACAAUGGCCAAAUCAGUUCUGAAACCGAAACUCGCCUCAAGGAUUCACGUUCAUCCGGGUGGGAAUUUUGAGUCGCUUCACCAGUUUGUUCCCAAAUCCAUUCUUCCAGAGGAAUACGGAGGCACUAGUGGAACCAUGGCCGAACUCAGUGCCUCAUUACGCAAGGCAGUGAACGAGAACCGGGAUUGGUUUUUGGAACAAGAGAAGAUUUUGGUGAACGAACAUCUCCGCCCAGGUCCAGCCGUGAAUGGAGACAGCCUCUUCGGAUUUUCUGGAUCUUUCCGGAAGCUCGAUGUCGACUGAAGACCAUCUGCUGUUAUAUAAUAUAUACCGCAUGCCUCGCAACUGUUGUUUUUGAGUUUGAAGUAAAAAAAUAAAGUAUCCACUCAAGGAUCAACAUUUUAGCAACUGACGACUGACUGUGCAGUCAAGUUAUUAUGUAAAAAGCUCGAUCAUUCCUUAUUUACGCAGUAUAAAUAGUUCACCAUAUGGUAAUUGCAAGUCAGAAAGAAAUUUGAACGAGCUUUUCUUUUAUACACCGAGGUGUAGGUAGAUUUAUCUAUAUAUAUUCAAACCGAACCUUAUUCAAGUGCAAUUUCCACCACACAAAAAAUAUCCUUCUUCAAUCGAAAUGUACGCGUAUAAGGAUUUUAGUCAAGAAUAAAAAUACCGAUCAAUUUCAGCAGAAAAAAAAAUUUCCUGUCCAAGAUUUUGUCUGGCGAAAAAUCGUAUAAACCUCUAAUUUUUAUGCUUUGACCGAAUACGCUCUAUUGAGCCACUUUACGUACACUUGUUUUCAUUCUUAGUCUGAUUUCUCUCAAUUCUAAUGCUAAGAAAUAAACAGAAUAACAAGGAAGUUCGAUGACGGAUCGCCAUCGUAACGUAAAAUCAUGGAAGUGUUUCCAUCAAGGCACAGUUAAUCAUCC
Molecule: messenger RNA, 2866 nt
Organism: Neodiprion fabricii
Lineage: Eukaryota; Metazoa; Arthropoda; Insecta; Hymenoptera; Diprionidae
Exons: 14
Coding region: 381-2243 (620 amino acids)
Cellular component (GO): membrane
Molecular function (GO): phosphatidylinositol bisphosphate binding
Source: RefSeq, a predicted model, not a curated record